This is a messenger RNA of Haplochromis burtoni (Burton's mouthbrooder), 3138 nucleotides long. RefSeq lists its product as uncharacterized. Gene Ontology annotation, biological process: cell surface receptor signaling pathway. The coding region runs from base 1528 to 2703 and encodes 391 amino acids. Gene Ontology annotation, molecular function: transmembrane signaling receptor activity. The transcript is spliced from 6 exons. The record is from RefSeq and is a predicted model, not a curated record. Lineage: Eukaryota; Metazoa; Chordata; Actinopteri; Cichliformes; Cichlidae.
ACAUAUAUACAUCGACAUGUACAACUUAUGUAACAACAUUCACACCAGAAACCAUAAAAAUGCCAGAGCCUUUCAUUACAGAACUUACCCUCACAGUGCAAACGCGCGCUGUGAGGAGCGGAAGCCUUAGCAGCUUCUAAACACUAGGGUGAGAUCCGGUUUCUUGGUUUUCAAAAUAAAACACAAUUAAAAAAAUGAUAAAAUUUACACUUAAAAUAAUAAUUAAGAACAGAUAAGUGCAUGUUUUUCCAGAUGUAUUUGUAACUCCGUUACACAUCCCUCCAUCCAUCUAUCCAUCAUCCAUCUAUCCAUCAUCCAUCCUUUUCCUCUAAUCCAUUUUCAGAGUUGCUGCAGGUGCACAUUAGAAGAAAACUUAGGAAAAUAAUACUAAAAUACAUGAUUAUUGUUACUCUUACUAGAGUAAUUUUUAAAAAUUCUCUGAUAAGCAUCCUCUAAAAGGGUUUAAAGUUGCCCAUUGUUUUCUGUCUUCUUGCUGCAGCAGAUGGGCACUAGCAGAACAGUCUGUGUUCAGUACACAUAGAAAGCCACUAGAUGGCAGAAUAGACAGACACGGGGAUGAUAGGAGGGGAGGAAGAGGAGGUAUGAGGCAGCUCUGCAGGAGAGAUGAGGAAGAUAGCUCAGUCAAUGAUCAGUUUAUUAUCAGGUCAACAGGUUAAUUCAUGGAUGUAAACAGGAAGUGAUGUCAGUGUCCUCGCCUCUGGCCCUCAAAACUUCAAAGAAAAUUUGAAGAACGCGAGUACAGACAUUCACCACAUUAGUGAUGAUAAGCUCUGAUUUGGAUUAAAAAAGCAGAUAGAAGAAGACUUCUAUUAAUGAAGAAAUCAGAAGAAAUCAGUUGCAGCUGAGGACAGCACUCCCACCUUCACAGGAAGGGUAAGAGACCAACAGAGACAGACAGAGUCACACAGAGACAGUUUAGUGCUUAUCAGUGUGAUGAUAGAUGUGACUGAACCUGAGCAAACUAAGAUCUGCUGUUUUUCUGCUGGAAAAUAAAUCAUGUAGUAAAAAAUGACAACUGAGUGAAAGACUAAAAGUAAAUGAAACCUUUAAUUUUGGGGACAGACAGCUCCUCUACCAUCCACCAGGAGGAGCUGCAGCAUCUAUUGCCCUGUCGUGUUCGGGGUGGGGGACAGAACUACUUCACUAUGCAGUCCUGUCGGCGGCUCAGACUGAUGUUUCCAUCGGUCUCUGAGUCAAACCGAGCUCCUACACUCACUCGCUCAUUCACUUCAUUUACUAAUGUGUAUGUGCCCAGAAAUAGUCUCACUCUGCACAAAGAGAAAGAGUGCAAGAAAAAUUAUGCAAACUGUGUGAAAUGUGCACACUGAUUAGUUUUGCUCUCAUAGUUAUGGAUCUGCUAGUGCAUAGGUGUCAAACUCUGGCCCGCGGGCCAAAUUUGGCCCGUAGCCUAAUUACAUUUGGCCCGCGAAGCCAUACAAAAUUACUAUUAGAGCUGGUCUGCUGGUAUUAUACAGUUCAUGUACUGCUAAUACUACAAUUCCCAGAAUGCUCUGUUGGUGUUUUGGCACGUCAGUCACGACAGGACCCAUUAGCACCCUCUCCUCUGUUGACCAUAGUCAUAGCAACCAUGCAAAUAUUGCCAUGCUACCUAUCCCAAAAUGGCAGAAAGAAAGGCAGAAAACAGGAGCUUUCUGGACAGAAUGCAAGGACUUGUGCCACAUAUGGUAUUUUACUUCCUUGCUAACAGGAAGUGGUGAAGCUGAAGGUGUCUCACUGCUCAAACUGAUGUUCAGUCAGCAUCCGGACGACAUGAAGACUCCAGCUGUCUCUCUGCUCCUCGGUGUGUGUGUGCUGCUGCUGUCUGCACUGGCUGUUUCUGCAGUCUCUCUGCAGGUCAGUCCAAACCUCCAGCAGAUCUUCAAAAAUUACGCUUCUUCUGUGUCUCUGAGUUGUGUUGAUGAUGAAGGGGAGACAGCUGAUGGAUGGCUGGUGAAGAGGACUGGAAGAGGAUACACUGUGGACUGCAGAGCAGAUGCUUCAGCCUUUUGGAGGAAGUUUGAUUCUUUCUGUGUUCUCGACAUGUCUGAUUCCUUUAAUGGGAUUUUCUUCUGUGAAAACUCAUCUGGACAGCAGAGCGAUGAAGUCUCCAUCAAUGUAACAGUAACAAGCUGGUUUGGUACAAUCCUGGAGAUCCCUGCACUUCCUGUGAGGGCAGGAAGUAAUGUCACUCUUCGAUGCAGACAUAAAUUCCUGAGUCGUGAAUAUAAUCACAGAUAUUCAGCUGAAUUCUACUUUAAAGGAAGUCGUGUUGUUUCUGAACAUCAAUCAGAGCUCCUCAUCACUAAUGUCCAGAAAUCUGAUGAAGGUUUCUACUCAUGUUUGGUUGACAUUGGUCAACAUUGGAGAUCUCCUCAGAGCUUUUUGAGGGUCAGAGAGUCUGAUCCCAGUACAGCUCUCCCUUCUCCUCCUCCGACUGCCUCUUCCACUCCUCCUCCUCCACUUUCUCUCAGUCAUACUCAGUUCAAAUUCUUGUGUUAUCUACUGGCCUUCUGUCCAUACUGUAUCUCUGCUGGUCUGCUGAUGUACAUCUGCUGCAGCAGGAAGUUGGAAAACAAGCCAGCCAUCACCAUGGAGAUGACCCAGAACAAUGGAGGCGGUGACAAACUGGAUGAAGAGUGGGAGGUCAUCAGUGAUGAUGUCACCACCGAGCGUUAUGUCUGAGCUUUUGUUUGAAUAGUGGAUGAUCCUGAGUGUUCAUGGAUUCAUGUGUUCUUCAGGGUUGUAGAAGUGGGGCUUUCACUUGGUGUUGGAUCUUAGUGCAGUAAUGUAACACGCAUAGCGGUGUUUUGUGUAGCUUAUCAGUGUAGCCAGUUAAUUACAAACUUUACAUAACAACUUAUAAUGUAAUCUUCAUGUUCUUUAUCCAAAGCACACGCUCUGUGUAUCUGUGUACUCGCUAAUUUAUGUUCACAGUAUUCACUCACUGUGUCUUUAGGGAUUUGCUAGCUUAGAUUGUAGCCAACUAGCUAGCAGCAUGGCCUUUUCACCUGUCCCUCCUGCACGUUCCUACUCAGGCGUAGGUCCAAGCAGCCACGGAAACAGGAUGGCUGGGUGACGGUGAGGAGGAAGCAUAGUCCUAAACAGAAGCCCCAGGUA